CUGGAGCUUGAAGGUAUUCUCCGAAAACACAGUGAUGUUUUCAAGCAGGAGUUGGGCAGCAUGAAGGAAAUCAAGGUGAAAUUGACUGUAGAGCCGGGAAGCCAGACAAAAUUUUUAAAAGCCCGGCCCCUUCCAUAUGCGCUAAAACCCAUGGUAGAGGCAAGCUUAGCUGAACUCAUGAAGGAGGGGGUGCUGGAACCAGUCAGUGUGAGUAAGUGGGCAACACCCAUUGUUCCAGUUUUAAAAAAAGAUGGAGGCAUAAGGAUCUGUGGGGAUUUUAAAGUCACUGUGAAUCCAGUGUUGUCAGCAGAACAAUACCCCUUGCCUCACAUUAAUGAUAUUUUUGCUGGACUGACAGGAGGGCAAAAAUUCAGUAAAAUCGACCUCAAUCAAGCAUACCUGCAGAUGCAUGUUGAGGAACAGUCCAGAGAACUUCUCACCAUCAACACCCACAAAGGCCUAUUUCGGUUUAAGCGGUUACCAUUUGGAAUUACUUCAGCUCCAUCCGUUUUUCAGCGAGCGAUGGAUCAGAUUCUGUCGGGCCUUCCAGGAGUGGUGUGUUACUUAGACGACAUUCUAGUGACUGGCACUGAUGAAGAGUCGCACUUACAACAUCUUGAUGCUUCCCUUGAGAGACUGAAAGAAUAUGGAUUGAGAGUGCGCAAGGAUAAAUGUGAAUUUUUCCAGUUUGCAGUUGAGUACUUAGGCCAUGUCAUUGAUGCCUCUGGUUUGCAUACAUCUCCAUCCAAGGUUAAGGCCAUUGUGGAUGCUCCAGUGCCCGAAAAUGUAGGCUAGCUGAGGUCUUUCCUCGGUUUACUAAAUUAUUAUGGGCGUUUCAUUCCAAACAUCGCUACGCUGCUGAAACCUCUGCACAAGUUGUUGUGUCAUGAGAAAAAUUGGAGGUGGACCUCUGAAUGCCAGGAGGCAUUCAAAAGAGCAAAGGAGACACUUUUAAGGUCAAAUGCCCUCACUUAUUUUGACCCUGCUCUUCCCAUCCAACUGGCCUGCGACGCUUCUCCAUAUGGUGUGGGAGCUGCCUUGUCCCACAUCAUGCCAAAUGGUCAAGAGAGGCCGAUCGCAUUUGCUUCCAGGAGUCUGAGUAAAGCAGAAGCGAACUAUGCUCAGAUCGAGCGAGAAGCGUUGAGCAUUGUGUUUGGAGUUCGCAAGUUUUACCAGUACAUUUUUGGAAGGAAGUUCACGUUGCUGACCGAUCAUCGCCCACUCACUACAAUUUUUGGCCCACACCAUGGCAUUCCGUUUCUUGCUGCUAGUAGGAUGCAAAGAUGGGCUUUGUUGUUAUCCGCUCACACCUAUGACAUCAAAUAUCGGAAGGCGGAAUUGCAUGGAAAUGCGGACGGUCUGUCUAGAUUGCCUCUCGCUGACAGAAUAAAGGAGGCACAAGUUGCAGAAAUUUUCUACUUCAGCCAGGUGGAAAGGGCCCCAGUAACAGCUGUGCAAGUACGAAAGAGCACACGCAAUGACCCUGUCCUGUCCAAGGUCAUGGAUAUCGUCAUGACAGGAAAAGGAGAGAGCGAUGACCUGGAGUUAAAACCAUAUAUCUCUCGACGUCAUGAACUUUCAGUGCAGUCAGGCUGCUUGCUGUGGGGAAGGAGAGUGAUCAUUCCCCCGGCUCUGCGCAAGCAAGUGCUAAAGCAGCUGCAUGUGGGACACUGUGGAAUGGUCCGAAUGAAAGAAAUUGCCAGGAGUUACUUCUGGUGGCCAGGAGUGGACGGCCAAAUUGAGGAAAAGGCAAGAACAUGUACGUCAUGCCAGCGCAUACGAAAUGUACCCCAACUGGCUCCGCUGCACCCAUGGGAAUAUCCAGAGAAACCAUGGCAUCGCAUUCAUGUCGAUUUUGCAGGCCCAGUCGAGGACAAAAUGCUGCUGGUUGUCGUGGAUGCACACAGUAAGUGGCCUGAAGUGGCUAUCAUGAAAUCUACCUCAGCUCAAAAGACAAUUGAGAAACUGGGAGAAAUUUUCAGUAGAUUUGAACCUUCAGUGCAGCUUGUCUCAGAUAAUGGGCCCCAAUUUACAUCUCACGAGAUGGCUACAUUUCUACAAGCAAACGGGGUGCAGCAUAUCACGUCAUCACCUUACCAUCCUGCAACAAAUGGGUUAGCAGAGAGGUUUGUCCAAACCAUGAAACAUGCGUUGAAAGCUUCACUCGGGUGGGGAACAUUUCAUCAACGCCUGCAUAGCUUCUUGCUGUGCUACCGCAGUACUCCGCACGCAACUACCAAAGUGUCACCAGCGUCUUUGUUGCAAAAUAGAGAGCUUAGGACAAGCUUUGAGCUGCUUAAACCAGCAACACUCAAAGAAACUGUCUUACGACAGCAAAGGAAUCAGAAGGAAGAAACUCAUACAGGCAUCGUACAAGUGGAGGUGAGGAAAUGUUGA
Molecule: messenger RNA, 2397 nt
Organism: Rhinichthys klamathensis goyatoka
Lineage: Eukaryota; Metazoa; Chordata; Actinopteri; Cypriniformes; Leuciscidae
Exons: 2
Biological process (GO): DNA integration
Molecular function (GO): nucleic acid binding
Source: RefSeq, a predicted model, not a curated record